AUGAUGCAGAACGUGGGGUCCCUGCGGUUCCAGGUGGUUGAUUCCCGCCCCGAGAGUCGGUUCCGGGGGACUGAGCUGGACCAAGGGCUGGAAUCUGGUCACAUCCCUGGCGCUGUGAACAUACCCUUCCGCUCAUUCCUAACAGAAACUGGCCACGAGAAGAGUAUUGAGGAGAUCCAACAAAUAUUCCGUGAGAAGAAUGUGGAUCUCUCAAAGCCACUGACGGCCACAUGCCGCAAAGGUGUCACAGCAUGUCACAUUGCUUUGGCAGCCUACCUGUGCGGCAAGCGUGAUGUGGCUGUUUAUGAUGGUUCCUGGUCAGAGUGGUUCCACCGUGCCCCGCCUCGCUACAAGGUCUCUGAGUUGAAGCGCAACAAGGGCUAG
Messenger RNA from Antrostomus carolinensis (chuck-will's-widow), 384 nucleotides. Its product is annotated as thiosulfate sulfurtransferase-like. The annotation marks the transcript as partial. Gene Ontology annotation, molecular function: thiosulfate-cyanide sulfurtransferase activity. The record is from RefSeq and is a predicted model, not a curated record. The transcript has 2 exons. Lineage: Eukaryota; Metazoa; Chordata; Aves; Caprimulgiformes; Caprimulgidae. Gene Ontology annotation, cellular component: mitochondrion.